UGAGAUUUCUAUCUAGUAGGAUACAUUUUUCUUAGCUCUAAGAAAAAUACACCUAACACCGUAACACGUAAUGAAGUACGUGUUUAUUCAUGCAGUACAAUCGAUCUAUACAUUAUAAAUUGUCACUCAUCUUCAUUUUCAACUCACAACAAUUCAAAUCUCAUUAAGUACAACUUCCAAAAAUAUGACCAACUUAAUCCUCUCGGCAGCCACCAUCUUCAUCAUCCUUUAUACCUCUCCUCUCACCACCACCGCAGCCAACACAGCCGUCCUCGACAUCGAUGGUCAGCCUCUCCAAGCCGACACAAACUACUACAUCCUCCCAGUGUUCCGAGGCCGAGGCGGUGGCGUAACACUGGCACCUAAAAACUCUACUCAACCAUGCCCCCUCUACGUAGCUCAAGAUAAUCUCGAACUCUCGAAAGGCCUACCUCUUAAGUUCUACCCCGUAAACCCUAAAGAUCGUCGAAUCCCUCUCUCUACUGACCUUAACAUCGUGUUCGAUGUGUCCACCAUUUGCGUUCAAUCUACUGGAUGGAGCUUGACAAGUUUUGAUGAUGAUGAGACUCAAAGGUUAUAUAUUGGAAUAAGCGGAACAAUCGGAAAUCCCGGGAUUGAGACGAUUAGUAAUUGGUUUAAGAUAGAAAAGGCAGGAAGUGGAAAGUAUGAUUAUAAGAUUGUGUUUUGUCCUGGUGUUUGUGAGUUUUGUAGGCCAAUUUGUGGGGAUGUAGGUGUUUUUAUUAAAAAAGAUGGAACAAGAUUUUUGGGUUUGUUAAGUGAUCAACCUCUUUUGGUUAAGUUCAAGAAAGAAGCUUGAAAAUUAUGUUACAAGAUUAUCUUGUACAAGGCUAUAUUGUUUACAGAUCAAUAGAUCUUUAAAUUGGAUGUGUGUAAAAAUAAAUAUAUACAUAUGAUCAAAUUACUCUUGAAUAAUAAUGUUCUGUCUUCUUUGAAUUAUAAAGUUCCUUAUAAAAUGACUUAUAA
Messenger RNA from Chenopodium quinoa (quinoa), 984 nucleotides. RefSeq names its product kunitz trypsin inhibitor 2-like. Gene Ontology annotation, molecular function: endopeptidase inhibitor activity. Bases 185 to 817 code for a protein of 210 amino acids. The record is from RefSeq and is a predicted model, not a curated record. The transcript has a single exon. Lineage: Eukaryota; Viridiplantae; Streptophyta; Magnoliopsida; Caryophyllales; Amaranthaceae.